GGUAGUCAGUCUCCUUUUAUGCAAAGUCCUGACUCCGAGUUGAGGUCAAUCAGACAGACGAGGAACAGAGACGACCAGCCAUGGGAGCUUUGCUCGCAUUUCGAUUUGCCCUAGUUUUCCUCCUUUUUUCAGUUCUUUCAUUAACGGCUACAUCUUCAUCUGUUUCCGCACAGGACCUUCAGAUUGUCAGCGCAGAACGGAGGAUUGACGUAACAUCUCACAUUGUGAAGGUUUUCUUGACUUUAAAGGUUGAAAAUACCGGGGCAUCUCCUGCUUCAGAAGUCCUCCUUGCCUUCCCACCCACCCAAGUUAAACAUUUAGCAGUGGUCAAAGCAGCAGCAACUGUAGGGAAACGGAAAAAGAAAUCUUAUGUGCCCCUUGAUGUCAGCCCCAAAGUGCUACCUGAUGCACCAAAUGGAGCACAAUUCUUCUCUAUUUCUUUGCGCAAUCCUAUAAAAAAUGGUGAAACUGUGUUGCUGGAAGUGCUUCUUGUGCUAACCCAUGUUCUAAAGCCUUUCCCUGCAGAGAUUGGGCAAUCUGAGUCUCAGUUAGUGUAUUAUCAUGACAGUGCAAUGAUAUUGUCACCUUAUUUUAUUAAAGAGCAGACCACAUAUAUAAAAACACCAAGUACCAAGGUUGAAUCUUUCACAAGUGUAGAACCCACUAACCGUGUGGGUACAGAAAUAAAUUAUGGGCGGUAUGUUGACCGUCAACCAUAUUCGGUUGCUCCAAUAAUUGUUCAUUUUGAAAAUAAUAACCCAUUUGCGGUUGUUGAGGAACUUGUACGUGAAGUCGAAGUAUCUCACUGGGGCAGCCUUCAGGUUAGAGAGCAUUACACACUGGUUCAUGCAGGUGCUCAACACAAGGGCGUCUUUUCAAGGGUUGAAUAUCAAUCAAGGCCAUCUUUUAGUGGUGUUUCUUCAUUUAAGCAUCUUCUUGCAAGACUACCCCCGCGGGUGCACUCUGUUUACUAUCGAGAUGAAAUAGGGAACAUCUCAUCAUCACGUUUACGUACUGAUUCACUGAAGUCUGAACUUGAAAUUGAACCGCGAUAUCCUUUGUUUGGAGGCUGGAAAGCCACUUUUGUUAUCGGAUAUGGGCUUCCGCUGCAAGAUUUCCUCUUUGAGUCAUCUGAUGGAAAGCGCUACCUUAACUUCAGUUUUGGAUGUCCUCUUGCUGAGACUCUAGUUGACAAGUUAACCAUAAAAGUGGUGCUCCCAGAGGGAUCGAAAAAUGCGAAUGCUGUGGUUCCUUUCCUGGUGAAUCAACAUUUUGAGACAAUGUAUUCAUACCUUGAUGUUGUUGGAAGGACCGUGGUGGUUAUUGAAAAGGAAAACGUAGUUCCUGAGCACAACUCUCCUUUCCAGGUUUACUACGACUUCAACCCUAUUUUCAUGCUAGCGGAGCCGCUGAUGUUGACAUCUGCAUUUUUUCUAUUUUUCGUAGCUUGUGUGGCCUACCUAUACAUUGAUCUUUCCAUCCGCAAAUCAUGAAAUCAAACAUCAUAGGGAUAGUUAAGAGAUUAGACCUGGUGCAUCAAGGAAACCCGUUGCCUAGGUGACCUGCAUUGCACUUGGGAGGGUUGCCCUCCGAGCAUCAUAUAAUUGACUUUUUCUUCAUCAAGUUCAGAGCUCAAGAAGCUAUAGUACUUCAAAUUAGCAUUAGAAAGAGAAAAAUUGUCUUCCAACUU
Telopea speciosissima is the source of this 1690-nucleotide messenger RNA. RefSeq names its product dolichyl-diphosphooligosaccharide--protein glycosyltransferase subunit 1B. The transcript has 9 exons. The record is from RefSeq and is a predicted model, not a curated record. Bases 81 to 1493 code for a protein of 470 amino acids. NCBI's taxonomy places the organism in Eukaryota, Viridiplantae, Streptophyta, Magnoliopsida, Proteales, Proteaceae. Gene Ontology annotation, cellular component: membrane; oligosaccharyltransferase complex.